Molecule: messenger RNA, 5084 nt
Organism: Ricinus communis (castor bean)
Lineage: Eukaryota; Viridiplantae; Streptophyta; Magnoliopsida; Malpighiales; Euphorbiaceae
Product: protein LONGIFOLIA 1
Exons: 6
Coding region: 1560-4844 (1094 amino acids)
Biological process (GO): regulation of monopolar cell growth
Source: RefSeq, a predicted model, not a curated record
UCAAUCAAGAAGUUAACUUGGUUGCACAUUGCAGUGCAUACUGGUUUUGUAAGUAUUUGAUUAAAAAACUGGAUAUACAACAAGAAGUCUACAACUGAAUUUGUUUUGUCAUAGAAUCUGAACGUGAGAAGAAUGGUGAAGAAGAAGGCAGGCGGAGAAGACUGAAAAAGAAAGAGGGCAAAAGAUGAGACUGUGAUAAUGCAGGUGACAAGAAUUGGAAUUUUGCAGGCAAGUAUGAAGAAGGAGCAGCAGGCAAAGACAAAUACAGACCCACCCACAUACUCAUCCCACAUGGAUUUGUGAGAUAGAGCCUUGAGGACAUCUGCCCCACCCUCUCUCUUUCUCUCUCUCUCUCUCUCUCUCUCUCUCUCUCUAAAUAUAUAUAGUUAUGGUGUUGCCGUGUCUUAAAAAAAUAUGUAAAUGCCAGCUCUAUGUGCUUUGAUCAGAUUAUUAGUUUAAUAUACAUUUUGAUCAUAUGACAAACCUUCCUAUCACUUCCGGGCUGUCUUUCCAUUUGUUAUCUGAGGAAAAAGAAAAGAAACACACGACUUGAACAUCUAUUUUUCUUGGAUCUUGGGACAGAUUCUUUUUACAGUAUUAUUGUUAUUGACUGAUUUUCUUAUAGGUAACUGGAGUCUGGAGGUAAUGUUUGCUGAUAACUGUGGGUACAUUCUGUAUAUUCAUUUUCUAAUGAAUAGCGUGUUGCUGGGUAUUGGGUCCCUUCCUCAGUCUUUGCCUUUUCUUUUCUUUUUUCCUUCCAUUACAAACCAAAAUUUUGGCCUUUGAGAACCCAAUAAGACAUUUUUCAGUUUCAUGCACUGAUUGAUCGCUGCAGAUUUCAGUUUCAGUUUCAGUUUCCCUUUGUGUUCCUUUUCCUUUGUUGUUUUCCUUGAUUGUUGCUAAAGUUUGAGUUUUGAGGAAUUCUUGGAAGAUCCUAAAAUGGGCAGUUUUGUUUCUGGAGGAGAGCUUGUAUGAUUGGGAUUCUGAUAGCUAAAGGACAAAUUUUUGAUAUUUUUGGGUACUGUAUUGAUGGAUGCUAAUUGCUAAAGGUUUUUGUUUUGUUUUAUUUUUUUCAAUUUUUGAGCUGGAAACUAGCUGGAAACCAGUGGGUCUUUCGGAGAGAUCUUUUAAAGUGGCCAUUUUGAUUUAUUGACAAAGUCCUGUUUUUGGAAAUGCGGUAUUUGGAGUUUCGUGUGUAAGGAAAGUGCUUUAUUCUGUUUUUGUUCUUGGAGUUUGUCCUUUAAUUUAUUUUAACGGUUUUGACAGGAAGAGGAAAAGGAAAAGUAAAGAAAUAAGGAGAUGAUAGAGUUCAAUGUUAGCACUUGACUUGCAGUAAAUUGAAGCAAGGACUGCGAAGUUGCCUGAAAUCACUAUUUCAUAAUUGGGUUGCAAAAGAAUUGCUUAGACAUCUUAUAGAUUGUGGUUUCAACAAUUUGGAUCUUAAAACUGGCUAUGCCCUUAGUUUUAGCUUAUGAAAGUAGAGCUUGAAAGGUUGUGAUUCUCUGGUUUUGGAUAAAGGGUUAUGAAAGUGGACGUAUUCAAUUGAAUUGGUUAAAGAUAUGGCAGCAAAACUCUUACAUUCUUUAGCAGAUGAUAAUUCAGAUUUACAGAAGCAAAUCGGAUGCAUGACAGGGAUUUUUCAGCUUUUUGAUCGCCACCAUGCCCUCACUGGUAGGCGUCUCAGCCACAGGAGGCUUCCUCCUCCAGGUGAUCUCCACUUGAGCAAUGGCAGCUCAGAAAGGGAAUCUUUUAAUGGCUACCAUCGGCCUGCAGCAACUGACAUGAAUUUAAGCAGGAACUUGAAUGAGAGGCAGAGAAGUUCCACAGAAUCAGCAAGACCAUCUUUCUCAUCCUCUUGUUCAUCCAUGUCGUCUCUAGAUUAUAACAAACCAGCUCAAUCAGAAGCCUCUUCCUCUGACAGAAUUAUAUUUCCUGAAACUCCAUCAAGGGAUGCUGUUCUAACUCAGCCAAGUACCUCUCCACAUUUUGGACGACAAUCCCUUGAUCUCCGAGAUGUUGUCAAGGGUUCCAUGUAUAGGGAAGCCACAGGACUAUCUGUCAAAACUUCAAAUAAAGAGGAAGCAAUAGGCCAUGGAAUGAAGCAUAAGGACUCUCCAAGGCCAUUACAGCUCUCCAAAUCUGUGGAUGGAUCUUAUGGAAAUGGGAAGAAGGGGAAACAAAAUACUAAUACUCCUGUUGAUCUCAAGGAAUCCCUUAAAGUUCUAGCUAAACUUCGAGAGGCGCCGUGGUAUUACAAUGAAAGUAGAGAAAGGCCACAAUCAUCAUAUGAAUCAAAAGAUGGAUUUUCAUAUACAUCUUGUAAAGAUGUUCCUCGGUUUUCUUAUGAUGGGAGAGAGAUGAAUCGCUUGUCUUUUGAAUCGCGAGAUACCAUCAAAUCCACCCUAAAGCUAAAAGAGCUGCCUAGACUUUCACUAGACAGUAGAGUAGUUUCAAUGCAGGGGUCUAACUCUGAACCAAAAGCAAGUAAUAAUUCUAAAGAUUUAAGAUAUGGUGCAAACUCAAACGAAAAAGUCUGUGAUCUACAGCAACCAUUGGGAACCCAGAAGCGGCCUUCUAAUGUAGUAGCCAAAUUGAUGGGUUUAGAAGCAUUGCCGGAUUCGGCAUCAACUAGUUCUAGUCAGUCAGGUUUAACCAGGAGCUUCCCUGUUGAACAUAGUGAUUCCUUCUCAAUACCAUUGAAACCAAAUGAUCUAAACAGGCCAGUCCGGAUUCCCAAGUCACCAAGAAGCUUAUCGAAAGAGCCAAUUUCACCAAGGUGGAAAAAUCCUGAUCUGAUCAUGAAACCCAUAUCAAGGUUGCCAAUUGAACCAGCACCAUGGAAGCAGCUAGAAGGAAGUCGAGCUUCUCAGAAACCUGCAAAACUUUCAGCAAAAACAUCAAACCCCUUUCCUACAGUUUACAGUGAGAUCGAGAAAAGAUUGAAGGAUCUUGAAUUCAAUCAAUCUGGAAAGGAUCUUAGAGCUCUCAAACAAAUCCUCGAAGCAAUGCAGGCCAAGGGGCUCUUGGAGACUAGAAAAGAAGAAGGGUCAAACUUCGGAUCCCAAAGGGAUUGUGAACCGAGCUGUACUACUAGUCCUGGUCAGAAGCCAAGGUUGUUAAGCCAACGCAACGAACAGACUAACUAUGUUAGUGCUUCCUCUGCUAGGAGCUCUUCAUUGAGGAGUUAUGAAUCCCCCAUUGUGAUCAUGAAACCAGCCAAACUGGUUGAGAAAUCUAGCAUUCAUGCUUCCUCAGUAAUUCCAAUAGAUGGUUUCUCUGAUCUUCAAAAAACUCCAAGCCGUGGACAUGCAGAUUAUAAAAAUAGAUCAGCAAAUAGUCGAACAGCCAAGGAUCAAUUUCCUAGACUCAGUCAUCGGGAUUCUAUUAACUCCAAUGAUAAGAAAGGCAAUGUAAGGAAUAGAUCAACUCAAUCUUCUACAAGACCUCAGCAAUUGCCAAAAGAAAGCACCACAAGCUCAUUGAAAAGCUCAGGAUCUGUGAGCCCAAGGCUGCAGCAGAAGAAGCUUGAGUUAGAGAAACGAUCUCGUCCACCUACCCCUCCAUCUGAUUCAAACAAGCCUAGAAGGCAAUCUAACAAGAUGUUAAACGAAUUAGGUUCUCCUGGUGGGAAGAAUAGACCAAAAUCUCACAAAUUGCCAACAAGUGAUGACCAACUAAGCCAGAUAAGUAAUGAAUCAAGAACUUCAAGUCACCAAGGUGAUGACAUAUCUCUUCAGUCAGACAACACUGUUGUCUUUGACUUAAAGACAGAUAUGGAAGUCACCAGUACUGAACAGCCUAAUGAGCUCAAUAUUGACCACAGUCCAUCCUCAAACGCUGUCAGUCAUGUGGUUUCUGGCUCAGAGCAGAAUAAUCCAACUCCAAGAUUGGAAGAAGAUGGAACGUUGGCAGACUUUGCUGUUGAUACCCCAGAGCAUCCCAGUCCCAUCUCUGUUCUUGAUGCUUCAGUGUAUAGAGAUGAUGCGCUGUCUCCAGUAAAGCAGAUACCAAAUCUGCCUAAAGGUGAUAGUGCUGAAGCUUCCAAGGACCAGUGGGACCCUGCAGAUAACUUCUUAUCUGACAGUGUGGGCUCUGUUCUUACCUCAGAGAUCAGUCGUAAGAAAUUACAGAACGUCGAGAAUUUGGUAAAGAAACUUAGACGGCUAAACUCUACUCACGAUGAAGCCAGCACAGAUUACAUUGCAUCACUUUGUGAGAACACAAAUCCAGACCACAGAUACAUUUCCGAGAUCUUGUUAGCUUCAGGCCUUCUACUCCGAGACCUUGGCUCUGGCAUGACAACAUUUCAGCUCCACUCAUCAGGUCACCCCAUUAACCCUGAAUUAUUCUUUGUACUGGAGCAAACCAAGGCCAGCACUUUAGCUUCAAAAGAAGAGUGCAACCCUGGGAAGACGUAUCAUUCAAAGCCGAACCCAGAAAGGUUUCACCGGAAGCUCAUAUUUGAUGCUGUUAACGAGAUGAUUGUUAAGAAGCUAGCAUUAGAGGAGCAAUCCCCUGAGCCAUGGUUGAAAUCUGAUAACCUGGCAAAGAAGACUCUCAGUGCUCAAAAGCUUCUAAAAGAGUUAUGCUCAGAGAUUGAACAGCUUCAAGACAAGAAAUCAGAAUGCAGCCUAGAGGAUGAGGAGGAUGAUCUAAAAGGAGUACUGUGGGAUGAUGUGAUGCGUCGGUCGGAGAGUUGGACAGAUUUUCACAGUGAACUCUCUGGCGUAGUAUUAGAUGUCGAGCGAUCAAUCUUUAAAGAUUUAGUUGACGAAAUUGUUAUUGGUGAGGCAGCUGGUUCGCGCAUCAAACCAGGUAGACGAAGGCAGCUGUUCGCAAAGUAGCUAGCUUAAUCUGCAAAACACCAUGUUCUAAUUCUUGAUUUUAUAUCUUUCUUUCGUAUUCUGAUAUAUAAAUAUAUAUAUAUAUAUAUAUAUAUUUUUUUUAUAUUAAAGAAAAAUAAAUCUGGAGUGUGUUGGAUUGUAAAGAAAUGAACUACUCAGAUUUUUGACAUUAUACAUUCAUUUAUAAGAAUGAUAUAUAUAUUCAAAUCUUUCUUCUCAGGUUUGAGUUGAAAUUUCUUU